AUGUGUGCUGUGUUCACAUUCAUUGCAAUCGUUUAUCACUGUUAUAUGUGGUCCCGGCUCAAGAAUAGCGUGAAUGAGAUAAAGAAAGUGGAUUCACAGCCGCAGUCGAAAAUCUAUGAACCAAUUUAUGUGAAGCCAAUCGUCAAGUCUAUGAAGGAAUACGAGACACAAGUGUUGGAAAUGAGUGUCCCUAUUGUCGACGACUCCAUCAUGAGGAAUCGUCUCAAACGCAUCCAAAUAGUGAACGUCUAUUCAGUGGAGAAAAUAUUUACUCAACGACUUCGAGGGAAAAGACAACAGAAUUAUAACGACAUUUUAAUAGCAGUCGUCUAUUAA
Molecule: messenger RNA, 336 nt
Organism: Medioppia subpectinata
Lineage: Eukaryota; Metazoa; Arthropoda; Arachnida; Sarcoptiformes; Oppiidae
Source: the annotation of a GenBank genome assembly